GGCACAAGCAAAAUAGAAGGCCUCAAACUCGAUACGUCUUUGCUGAAAGAGGAAGCAUAUGUUUGUACUGUUUUUGCUGACAAUAGAAAACGUCGCUAUGAAGACUUCCUUGGGAAGCCCUUAUUGUCAAAUUUGGGUGGUUCGCUUAAAAGAUAUGGUUACGGUAUCUUCUCCUCUCACCUCGAACCCACAGAUCCAGAAAAUUCAAAUCCAGUGGCUUUGGAAGCUGAUGCAUUUGCAAGGAUUAAAAAACUAAAACUUCUAUAGCUCAAUCAUGUACAUAUUAGUGGGCCCUAUAAGAAGUUUCCCAAAGGAUUAAGAUGGCUAUGCUGGCACGGAUUCCCACUUAAGUCCAUACCUGGUGAUUUCCCUUUGGAGAGCUUGGUUGCUCUUGACAUGCAAUAUAGCUGCUUAAAAAAUGCAUGGGAAGGAACCAAGGUUCUACAGUGGUUACAGAUCCUCAAUCUAAGUCAUUCAUAUGACCUUGCCAAAACACCCAACUUUUCAGAAAUCCCCAAUCUUGAAAAAUUGGUGCUUAAAAAUUGUACAAGUUUGGUUGAGGUUCAUAAAUCUAUUGGACUCCUCGACAAACUUGUUUUAUUAGAUUGUGAAGACUGCAAAAGUUUGAAGAAUCUUCCAAAAAGCAUUUGUAUGCUAAAACAUUUGGAAACUCUUAUCAUCUCUGGUUGCUCGAAUCUUGAUGGAUUGCCAACAAACAUGGAAAACAUGAAGUGUCUAAAUGUGCUCGAGAUAGAUCGAAUUACUUUAAAUCAAUCUCACCCAACCAAUGGGCAGGCGAACGCAGUGCAAUUUUUCAUCUGGCCUUGGUGGUUGAAGGCAAGAGAAAGUGUGGAAAUUUCAUGGCCUUCUUUACCAAGGUCCUUGGUAAAAUUACAUCUGGCAAACUGUAAUUUGUCAGAGGAUGAUUUUCCGAGAGACCUUAGCAACCUAUGUUCACUGAAGGAACUAAAUCUGUCGUGUAAUCAAUUUUGUAGCCUCCCAGAUUUCAUCAGAGGUCUUACUAAGAUUGAGUCCUUGUACCUAUAUUCUUGCCCAAGGCUCCGCAAACUUGAUGGGAUACCGUCGCAAGCUGUAAUCUGUCAUUUGCAUUGUGGAGCAAAUAGAUUGCUGGAGGAAGUAACGAUUCAAAUGUCGCACCGACCAGAGACUUUGAGCAUAUUCAAAUUAGAAUCCAUAGAAAACGUUGAAGUUGAGAUUGUUAACAAUUUGGCCUUGUCGAACUUCCAAUCCAUGGGAAACCUAACUGUAAAGCUAACGUCAUGGAUGGGCAUGCAACGAAGGAGGUUUCCCCUCCAGGUAUGUUAUGAAUCACGUAUAAACUGCGCUUAUAUUCCUGGUAGCACGUUCCCACCCGGGUUCACUUUUAAGAAUUUAGGAUCCGCAAUUGAUGUUAUUGUGCCUUCAUAUCUUAAUUCGAGGAUCCGAGGCUUGAAUGUGUGUUCAGUUUAUGAGCACUUUGGUGAUCCAAAACGUCAUGAACCACAUACUGUCAUAAGUAAUAGGACGAAGGGUCUGGUUUGGAGCUAUUGUCCAUUUGUCUUUGGAACUGCAGAAGAUGGUGAAGAUACGAUGUGGUUAAGUUAUUGGAAGUUUGGAAAAAAUCAUUUGGGAGCUGGCGAUGAAGUCAAUAUUUCAGUGUCUGGAGGUGAAUUUGUGCAAGUAAAGGAGGUUGAAAUCCGCUAUUUGUACAAGGACGAACCAGAAGAGAUGAGCUCCCAAUCAGCCUAUGAAGAUGAAAUACCCCAUCAACUCUAUCAAUUUGGAAAUAUCGUUCCAGGAAUUGUUUCUGCACAUCAGCCGGGAAUAAAAUUGUACCAACUCGGCAAUCAUCUUGUUGAUUGCAAGUAUUGUAAGCAUCUAUACCCUCCACCAUGGAUCCCUGCUCCUUACGAAUAUGAUUAUAAUUUGGAAUGUUGGGCUUCAGUAGUACUUAUGGUGGGGGAACCAUUUUAUGUUUCUAAGACCUUGAACCGGCGUUCAUUGAUUUAUUAG
This is a messenger RNA of Rhododendron vialii, 2013 nucleotides long. Its product is annotated as disease resistance protein RPP2B-like. NCBI's taxonomy places the organism in Eukaryota, Viridiplantae, Streptophyta, Magnoliopsida, Ericales, Ericaceae. The record is from RefSeq and is a predicted model, not a curated record. The transcript is spliced from 3 exons. Bases 397 to 2013 code for a protein of 538 amino acids. Gene Ontology annotation, molecular function: protein binding.